Mucor mucedo is the source of this 636-nucleotide messenger RNA. RefSeq names its product Cilia/flagella-associated protein 20/WDR90/C3orf67. The transcript is spliced from 3 exons. The record is from RefSeq and is a predicted model, not a curated record. Lineage: Eukaryota; Fungi; Mucoromycota; Mucoromycetes; Mucorales; Mucoraceae. Gene Ontology annotation, biological process: cilium assembly; regulation of cilium beat frequency involved in ciliary motility; positive regulation of cell motility. Gene Ontology annotation, cellular component: ciliary basal body; motile cilium. Bases 1 to 636 code for a protein of 211 amino acids.
AUGUUCAACUUGAUUACCAACGAUGCCCAGUCAGGUUUCCUUUCUAUUUUAUACAGUCUAGGAAAUGAACCUUUACAGCUUUGGGCUAGUCAUGUACCCGAUCAGGAGGAAGGCGAAGCUCAUGUAGAAACAGUAGCUGACGAUCUUAUAAGUUCUACUGUCAUUGAACUUGUUUCGACUAAUCUUUCAAAUACAUAUAUAACCUGUCCAGCGCAAGCGAACCGCACGCUUGGUAUAAAACUUCCUUUUUUGGUGUUAAUAGUGAAGAAUUUAAACAAGUAUUUUUCUUUUGAAGUGGAAGUUCUGGAUGAUAAGAACGAAAAGAAAAGGUUUAGAGCAUCGAAUUAUCAGAUGACCACACGAGUUAAACCUUAUAUCACUACAAUGCCAAUGCGACUGGAUUCAGGAUGGAAUCAAAUUGUGCUUAAUCUGGCUGACUAUGUUAAGAGAGGAUAUGGUACAAAUUACAGUGAAACGUGUCGUGUUACUGUUCAUGCGAAUUGCAGAAUACGUAGAGUUUAUUUUACAGACAGAUUGUAUAGUGAAGAUGAGUUACCUGCCGAAUUCAAAUUAUUUUUACCGGUAAGUGUUUAUUACGGUUUUAGCUCUGUAAUAGUUAUUAACAUCUUGGAUUAA